Molecule: messenger RNA, 1615 nt
Organism: Arachis ipaensis
Lineage: Eukaryota; Viridiplantae; Streptophyta; Magnoliopsida; Fabales; Fabaceae
Source: RefSeq, a predicted model, not a curated record
CCCCACAAAUUAUUGCUUUGAGUCUCACCGUCAGCUUCCCUCGCACAAUCAGAAGCUUCUUCAUGAUUUGGUGAGAUCUAACAAAUUCCCCUAUUCCUUUCAUCAGUAAUCGAGAACUUCGUUUUUCAUAUGACUGGGCUUAUAGCCAGAGAAUAUAUUUAUGUCACUGUCUCAAUUUUCCUGGUCCCCAACUUUUGGAUAGAUACCAAAUUGGGCAUAUUUUGUCUUAGGACAGUGACAUUAUGCCUGUUCUAUUGUGAAUGUUAUUGAAAGCUUGGGUGAUGCAAAUGCGGUUCAAGAAGGGUUUAAGGUUCAUGCCAUUUUGGUUAAGAAUAGUUGUUUUGAUGCUAGUUUAUAUAUUAAGGUCUGUUUGGUUAGAAUGUAUUUUAGGUGUGGGAAAAUUGAGCUUGCGCGGAGAAAUGUAUUUGAUGAAUGUUCUGAGAGAGAUGUUGCUUUGUGGGGUGCCAUGGUUACUGGUUUUGCACACCAUGGGAUUUGGAUUGAAGCAUUGCAGUAGGUGAGGUUGAUGGUAGAUGAAGGAAUAAUGCCGAAUUCGGCUUUGAUGAUGGGUGUUCUUCCCUUAGAUGGGGAGCUUGGCACAUUGCGGAUAGGUUAAGAGGCUCAUACUUUGAUGAUGGGUGUUCUUCCCUUAGUUGGGGAGCUUGGGUGCCAUGAUUUAUAAGAAUGCUUUGGCCUGGAUUGAGUUUGCUGGUACCCUACAACUUUCCCUGAGCAAAUUUGAAUCAUAAGCACACACUUCUCUGUGGUGUUUGUAAUGUAUACUAUACUCUAUAUAGAGUUUCAACACUAGCAUUAGUUGUAGAAUGGGAUAGUUCAUGUUUUCUACAAAUUCAAGUCCUAGUUUGGAAGCCUGAAAGUCCUACAUGACAUUUGAGUUCUUUGCUAUGGAUUGAAAACUCUUAAUACGUUUUGAAUUAUUAGAGAUAUAUUCAGUAUUGGAAUCUUUUAUUUGUAACUUGUAAGGUUAAUUUUUCUUCGUUUCUAUCAUGGAUUGGUUCCAAAUGUUAGUUAUUACAUUUCAGGUUGUCGGAGACCAAAGAGGAGCAGUGUUUGGAAGCUUAGUCGAAGCGCCUCUUAGACCAUCCAACAAGAAAUACCAGGGAACAAAUAGUACAUUUGUUUUCACAAAUAUUUCUGGCCAUCCUGUUAUAUAUCGUCCAACAGGGUUAACCCGCUAUUUCACACUAUGCAACAGUGAGUUCUUAGCAAUUGGAGGGGGAAGCCAUUUUGCGGUUUAUUUGGAUGGUGAUUUAUUGAAUGGCUCAAGGUCGGUCUCGGAAACCUACGAAAAUCCUUGUCUUGCGAAUUCUCAAGAUUUUGAAGUGAAGGAAGUAGAGUUAUGGGGCUUUGUGUAUGCUUCCAAAUAUGAUGAAGUACUUGCAUUUAACAUAACAGAGGCACCUGGCAUCUGUCGAUGGUAAAUUUUGUGGAAUAUUUACCCGAUGUGAAUAAAUCAAAGAGGUUUGGAUUUUGGAGCUGCAUUUCAUGGUGGAAUAAUAUUCACUUUUCCUCUUGAGCAAUGUGAAGUUUGUGUACAAAGAUAAAAUGUUGAAGCCUUAUGUAUCCAAUUAUGUAUAACUAACCAUGUCAAAAG